CAGCCAUAUUUGUAAAAUUUUGACGAAUUUCGUCGAGUGAACUCGUUCGAGUAAUUUUGUUGUGGAAUUCUUUCCGAAGCUUUACAUUUAUCAAAGCUAUAACUUACUUCUACCGAAAUCUAAUAAAGUUACAUGUUACUAUAUUAUUUUAUACUUAAGCUGACUUGGGAAUGAGGUGUCUUCGAUGAAAACAAUUUCUAGUGCCUACGUAUUUCCUACAAUGAUUAAUCUUUUAGGGCAAGGUUCCUCGUUAUUUUAUGUAAAUUAGUAUGGAUGGGAGUGACGUAUCGAACAGUGUGUGUUGUCAUCACGUGCUAGUGUGAUCGCGGAGGCUUGCUGUGAGGGGUCGUGUGUCGUGAUCGCUAUUCGCCUAGAGAAGUCAUUGGCAUCGCUGCCUUCAAUAUCAGUUGUUUGUGACUGAUGGGCAUUUAGUGCAAGCGUGUGAGGUUUGUCGCAAUGGCACCGAAGCCCCCGCCGCCGCCUGGUCCGCCUCCUCCGCCCGGGCCGCCUCCGCCGCCUAUAUUCGGGGGUUCGUCCAAAGGAGGCUCCUCUGACGACAGAAGUGCCUUGUUGAGUUCCAUUAGACAGGGUGCGAGGUUGAAAAAGACUGUUACAGUGGACAAAAGUGGACCAUACAUACCUGGGAAGGUUUCAAAUGUGGAAACUAAAAGUAGUGGCCCGGUUGGAAAUGGAGUUAGAAGUGGACCCAUGCAGAAUGGUGGUGGGGCUCUCCCACUCGGAGGCCUGUUUGCUGGGGGCAUGCCAAAACUGAGGUCUACUGGGAAACUGGGUGGAUCAACACAAAAUGGUCAAGCGAAGAUGGAUGCGCCGCGGUUUCCACCGCCGCAGCAGCCAACGAAGUCAUCCCCCGAGAGGAGUAGGCCGGCGAUGCCCGCGCCGCCUGGAAGCGUCGGGGCGCUAACCGCGGCGCUUUCCGAAGCCCUAGCUGGACGGGAGCGAGGAGAAUCCGUCAGGGAUCACCACAGAGAGUCGCCUAGAGAGUCGCCCAGAGAGCCAGUUAGAGAGAGCCAUAGAGAGCCGCCGAGGGAGCCCCCGCCGGCGCGGCCUGUCGUCAGGCGGCAGCCCAGCGAUAUCAGAGUGAGGGGACCACCUCCUCAACCCCCUGUGCAGAAACCGGCGAUGCCAUUGAGCUCAUCAGACUCUGUUCUGACGACGGGUUCCAUCUCAGACCGGAUCAAUAACUUGCAGCAGCAGACGGCGGAACAAGCGCUGCCGACACAUGUCGCGACUACCCUACAGCGAAACAAGAGCGCGCUGCAUCCCGCGGGACAGGGCUCGCUGGGCGGCAGCAUGACCUCGCUCUCAUCAGCGCCGCCCACGCCCGCUCCAGCCGCCUCAUUAUCCACAUCGGACCUAUCGGAGCGCCCUCGGGUGUCCCACGGCAAGCCGCACGUGGCGCCCAAGCCGCCCGCCCCAGACGCGCGCCCUUCGCCGCCGCCCAAGAAACUGAUCAUCAAUGGGAAGGGUGCGGCUAGGACGCAAAGUAUGAGGAUGCCUAGGUCGCCGCCGGUGUCUCCUCCGUCGCCACAGAGCGGUGGGCGUCCAAAUCUGCCGCCCAUGCCGGCUAAUCCGCCCAUCGGCACCAAGAACCCCGCCUCGCAUUUCGGCACGCUGCGAGCGCCUCGCGGGCUUCGGCCGCCGGGCGUGUGCCCGCCGCCGCCGCCCACCGCCGCGCCGCCGCCGCCGCCCGCGCGACACGCCUCGCUCGCCGCCCCGCCGCCGCCGCCGCCGCACCACCGGCAGAACAGCAUAAACGGCGGCGUGCCCAUUGAAGCGGCGCCGGCGCCGCCUGUUCGCGGCUCUUCUAUGCGCGGGGACCUCGAAGCACGCUUUGCGGAGCUAUUUCAACCGCCAGCGCGCUUUCCGCCGCCCGGCGCCUUCCUACGCGUCGCCAAAGGAUACAGCAGCGCCACCGUCGCCGGUAAGUACGCGUGAACAAAUGGGGCCGAUUGAAGUUAGUAAAGGGGACUUGGUGGAGGCUACCAUAUUGGUAACUGGGGGUAGUAAGCUAUUUGUUGAAAGAAAUAAAGUUAAACUGAAGGAAAUUAAGCUACCAUACUCAAAUUAAAAAUAUUUUAUUCAAUUAAGACCACAAGUGGCACUUAUGAACGUCAAAAUAUAGUAAAUAAAAAAAGGUAGCUCUUAUGGGGCACUUUACAUGUCUCCUCACUGUACUCCUACUGUACUGUAGAGAUUGAAAAUUGAGGGUAGCUGCGCUACUGACUACCAUAUUACUGAGGGUAGUCAGCUAGUAAUUAUAAGAAGGUAUAACGGCAGACUACCCCUGGUGGACUACAAAUGAACUCUUAAGAUCGAUGAUUUACAAUCACACAUUUGGCAAUAUCGUGGAUAAUACAGUAUCCCAUUAUGGUAGCCCGAGCCUGUGAAAGUCUGUAUUUAGUGCCUUAUAAAGAUGUGAUUGUUUGGUUCACUCGAAGCUGCUGCAGAAAGCAUGCAUAUGUUUUGUCCUGCUUUAUUUGUAUUUAAUAAAGGCAAAAGAUAGCUUGCUAUUCGUCUAUUCCGAUUCAAUUUAUACUAUUGGUGAUUAUAAUAAUAUUUUAGAAAAAAGUGCAGUCGAGGAAUAUCAUAAUGUGUACCUUGUCAGUACAUUUUCCGAUUCGGGCAUCUGAUUAUGUGGAAGGCUGCAGAAUUAAUAGUACAAUCCUGAUAAUUAUAAUAAUUCGACACAUUGUCGAGUUGCUAUAAGUUAACGAGACUCCACUUUAUUCGUUGAACAAUUAGAUAUUGGUGAUUAGGAAUACAUUGAAGUAUGUUUUUUGCGAUGUGCUUACUUAGCAAAGUAUUUUGACUGAUAUACGAUUUUGAUUUAUUGGCUAGUAACUAGAUAUAGCAACAUACAGCGUGUAAGGGGCAGAUUGGCAAGAACUUAAAAUAACAUUUCUGGGGUCACACCUAGUAGAAUAAAAUUCCUCCUUGGAAAUAUCACUAUUGUGAGGGAUGAUAAAUUUUUAUUAUUUUUAAGAUAAUGUAUCUUAUAAAUAAAACCAAGUUUUUGAGAAACCUCUAAAGUAGCCACUGCAAUAAGUUACUUUGGUAUUGUGACAGAAAUAUUGUUUGUUCACGACAUAAUAAAGCUAAAACAUGUGGCAUCUAAUACAGUUGUGAUAAGUUCUAUUUUUAACAACAAAAAAGUAGUGCUGUUUUUCAUAUAGCAGAAAAAUACAAAGAUAUCAAGUUUGGGUUAUUAAAAUUUGUUGUUUGUGUUCAUAGUUAAGUUUUUGCCACUCUGUACCUUAUACUGGUAACUUCAGGAGCAAAACGCACACAGACGUACUCUGUAUAGUCA
This is a messenger RNA of Ostrinia furnacalis (Asian corn borer), 3328 nucleotides long. RefSeq names its product verprolin. Lineage: Eukaryota; Metazoa; Arthropoda; Insecta; Lepidoptera; Crambidae. The record is from RefSeq and is a predicted model, not a curated record. Gene Ontology annotation, molecular function: actin binding. Bases 457 to 1956 code for a protein of 499 amino acids. The transcript has 7 exons.